Molecule: messenger RNA, 4027 nt
Organism: Haliotis rufescens (red abalone)
Lineage: Eukaryota; Metazoa; Mollusca; Gastropoda; Lepetellida; Haliotidae
Product: 1-deoxypentalenic acid 11-beta-hydroxylase-like
Exons: 9
Coding region: 127-1074 (315 amino acids)
Source: RefSeq, a predicted model, not a curated record
GUGAUUUACAUGUGAUUUAUACACUAGUUCAAAAUGACGACCAGUUUGUUUGGCCGUGCGAAGAAGUGCUAUUGCUAUCUUAUCUGUGAUUGACACCCCACGUACGCACAAAACACCACGUCGGAGAUGGCGGCGAGAGAGGUGAAACUCGGGACAAGGACAGUACAGUUUCCAUCAACGUAUCUGCAAGAGUUGCAAGAUUGCAAUGAUAAACUUGAUGAUGUGGACGCUCUGCACAAGGAACUCGAUGAUAAAGGGUAUCUGUUCAUCCGUGGUCUCCAUGAUCGGGAAGAGGUUCUGGCGGCACGCCUGGCAGUCCUACAGUACUUAAAGGACCAGGGGGAGGGGAUCCUCCACCCCUCGGAGCCAGUGGAGAAGGGGGUCCUCCAGCAAGGCUGUGGGGUAGGGUGUGUACCCACAAUGGAGGGCGUCCCGAGUAUCACCCACCGAGAUCCUGUCAAAGCAGUCAUUGAAGGUCCUAGACCUUUCAGUUUCUUCAAGAAGUUCUUUGGUAAAGAUGUUACAACACUGGACUUCAAGUGGUUACGGGCUGUUCCCACCGAUGCCUUCACCGGGGUCCAUGUGGACAGUGUGUAUAUGAGUCGUGGCUCCCAGUCCCUCCUGACCAUGUGGACUCCAGUGGGGGAUAUCAGCAUUGAGAUGGGUGUCCUGGCCAUGUGUGAGGGAUCACAUCAACUACCUGGGUUUGCUCAAUUCCAAAACACAUAUGGCAAUCUUGACGCAGAGGAAGCAAGGCUCAAAGGCACUGGGUGGUUUACAACAGAUCCUUUUGAAAUAACAGACAAAUUUGGAGGCCAAUGGAAAACCACAGACUUUAAGGCGGGUGACGUCAUGGUAUUUGGAAUGAGGACGGUGCACAUGUCUACCUGCAACCUGACGAACCUUGCCCGCAUCAGCUGUGAUACACGAUGGCAGCCAUCCGAUGAGCCAGCAGACAGUCGCUACAUGGAGGGCAGUGAAGGACCAGAGUUAGCAUUUGGUCUCCAUGCGAAGGACGAGAGCUCUGCCAGCGAGACCACCAUGGAAUCACUCCGACUCAGAUGGGGGCUGUGAGAAAGGCUCAUCUUCAAAGUUUUCUCUGUUUCAGACAAUAUUUAGAAAAUAUAAAGCUAAUUGAAGUGCUGUAAUUACUCAGAUCUUUCAACCCUUGUGGGUAAAAUCAACCAUUAUGUAUGUAAUAUGUACUUGUACUUUGUACAUGUUGUAAGAUAUUUACUGGAAAUGAACUAGUUUCAGGAAAGAUGUACAUGUGGAUAAAUAGAAGGGAUCACAAGAAUGGAACAAUCAGUGGUCGUGACGUGUAUGUAUAAUACUUGUCAUAAGAGGCGACUAACGGGAUCGGGUGGUCAGGCUCGCUGACUUGGUUGAUGUGUGUCAUCGAUCCCAAUUGCGUGGAUCCAUGCUCAUGAUUCACUGGAUUGUCUGGUCCAGACACAAUUAUUUACAGACCGCCAUCAUAUAGCUGGAAUAUUGCUGAGUGCGGUGUUUACCAACAAACCAACCAACCAACCAACAGUUAUGUAAAAGACUGUUCAUGAUUGUGACCCCUUUGGACCCGGACAACUACGGUACCUGACUUUGUUGUUAUUGUUUCAACUUGUAAGCCACAUAACCAUAACACAGUACUUGCUUGUUCAAGACCAGAGCUGAGGCAGUCUAGACUGGAGUUAGGACUCCUUCUUGAAAUUAUUCUCUAGGGUCUGGGAGACAGACUUUGGUUGUUCCUGUAAUUGUAAAACCCUCAAGAAGUGAGCUUUGGUCUUCCGUUUGGUCAUACAGAGUCAUGGGGUCGCCUCGUGGUUACAUCAUUGCAUCUUACAGUAAACGCCAGAGUUUCACAUGUUUCAUAUGAGCUGUUCUGUCUGAGUUUCGUGUUAUCAUGUUUUAUCUGGCCAAAAAUGUGAGAUCAUGGCAAUCUUUGAUUCAACAUAGUCUUUGGCUGUGCUUUAAGUAAUCUAAAGGCUCAAUGCUUCCAUUUGAGUUUUAAUACAAGACAAAGACGGUUUGCUGGAUGGAUGGAUUAUCUACUGAGCUGUGGCUGAAGCGUUUAAAUAUUGUUAAAAUAGAAAUAAAGGUGGGUCUUUUAUGCCAAUUCUAUCACCAGCAGGGGAAUCAUGGUAAUUGUUACUUAUAUGACCAACACACUACUUAAUGUGCUCAAGAAGAAAGUAAUUCAAUGGCACAACGAGGAUUAUCCCCCGUCAUGAAGAGGAAGGGGAUAUAGGAACGGAGUUCAUCCGUCCUUCCGCUUCUCAAAGGGGACAAAGUUUCUAAAAACUAUUUCAGUCAGAGAAAAGCAAUUUUACACUCCGAUGUUACUGGUCAUGAUUCAAUAAUCGGUGUAAGUUCCAUUUUUGCAGAGUAAUGGCCUUUGCUCAGUUUGCUAUUCAACUUAGUGCACACUGCGUCAAAUGUUUUCUCAGAAACUACUGAAAUUACAUGAAUGAAAGUUUGCAUGCUUAUAUAAGAGAUACAUGUCAAGAUUAAAUUUGAAAUUGGUUCCAUAAUUAGUUUUUUUACAGAGUUAUGGCCCUUGCUCCAUGCUUUUUUACUUUGCCCAUGGUGUCUGCAAUGGGGGCAACUUUUCUCAGUGACUUACGUUAGAUGAACGAGUUAGUGAACUGUGUGUAUCUGCAAUGGGGACAUUUCUCAGAAACUUCUGAAGUUUCAUGAAUGACAGUUUGCAUGCUUAUCUAUGAGAUACUUGUCAAGACUGUUUGAAAAUUGUGUGUAUCAAUUUCACAUUUAAUAAUUGUUUCUGAUGACAUAAAACAACCAGAGUGUCCAUCUCUUCUUACUGUUUAAUAGGACUCUCUUUUUUAUAGUUCAUAUUCAGUACUAUAUGAACAAAAUAAUUCUAAUGUGCCCCAUGGCGAGGGAUAGUGAUAAUGCUGUUUUCUUGUUUUUACAUGUUUUUCUCAUAACUGGGUUACUAAACAUAUUUUGCUGUCCUGAGUUAAAUGUACCAUAAAACAGGAACUUGUUUCCAUUGUCGCUGUGCACGGACAAUUCUUCUGUAGUUGUGGAUACAUUCAGUUAAGACAGUUGGGGCAUUAUAAAGCCAUAUCCUGAACACAAAGACUGUAAACACUGCAUCCAAGUCCUUGAUUGUGUCCACAUGCUACUGAGCUAUUCAAUCAUCUCUUUAAGAUUUGGGUACAAAAUAUAUGAGGCUGUUUGUUAUUCUGCUAAUAAAGGUACCUGCUGCAAUGAGCAGGUUGGUUUUAGCGCCACUUUAUGCAGCAUUUCAGUGACAUCACAGCAUGGCGGCUUGAAAUGGAUGGAAAGCCCAAAGUGAUGCAGACCUUACAUUUACCACUUUGGUGAAACCCAUGAGCACAGACGUCGUGCUGACAAACCUAGCAACAUAACCUCGGGAGACUGGGAUUCGAACCCAUUAUCUUAUGGUUCUUGCUGACCUUGGGGACACAACUCUGCACAGUGAGUGCCGGCACCUUUUCAUCUACCACAUUGAGAGCAUGAGCUGGGGAUCUUCAUAUGUCUUUUGACUGAUAUUUUGAAUUGAGUUAAUACAUUACACUUCAGGUCAUAAUUGUUAGAUGGGUUUUUUCAUGUAUUUUAGUAGUAAUUGGCAGUGAUUUAUAAAUUAUCAAUUUAAUGUACCUGUAAAUGCUUGGUUUUUACAAUUAUUUGUGCUUGGAUUUCCUUCAUUUAGUUGGGUUGUUUUCAUUGGAGCAAAAUGCCUCACACAUCCAUUUGAUGUAUUUUUACAUGUAUGUUUAGACCCUAUGCAUCUUCUCUCUUGCUAUCAGUCUUUGAUGUCAGCACAUUAUUAUCCUACUCUGACUAUUCACUCUUUUUCAGUAACUCCAGUGUCAGUGUAUUUCUGGCUGGCGACCCUAUAUUUUACAACUGCUAAGUGGUAUGAAUGGUCUCAAGUGUCUUUCGUAAGUUUAGUAAAACAAAAUGUAAUUAUUAUUUUGAACUUUUAUAUAUAAAUUUGUGUAAAUACAGGUUUUGAAAAAUUCCCAUAAAUUAUUCUUAU